CGUCCACCCAACGCUUGUCCCCCAUCUUUGCGUUGCGGCAUGGAGACGCUGCCGUCCUACUUCCCCCUCGCAGAAGUGCCUUUUUGAUUAAGGUUUGAUCUUCCAUCGACUUCGGAAUCCUCUCCGCGCAUCGAACCGAAAGCUAUGUUCCAAUCAUUCACGGGUAACUCCCGCCGUCCCCGGCAAGUUAAUCUCGGAGCUCGCAAUACCAACCCAUUCGCCGCAUUUCCCCCCGGACGCCAGAACCCCCAUGGUCCCGGCCCGCAGAAUACUCUGGCCAUCGCACAGCAAGAGCGACUCCUAAGGCAGCAGGAAAGAGAACGACUCGGUGCUAGUCGGGUGGUCCAGCGGACAUGGCGGGGUUAUCGGAGCAGGAAGAUAACGCGGGAGAUAUGGCGAUCCGAGUGGGAUGCAGCUGAGGCGCGGAGGGUUCCAGGUGCUCCGUCGUUCGACGAGCUGGCCAAGAGUGUGGAUGGUGUCAUGCCACCCCCUAUUGCAUACGGAACGGCGGCAGAAUGCUGGGCACAGUUGCGGUUGCUGGUUCAGUUCCUGGAGCCGUGGAACAGCGGUGAUAUCGCUCGUCUGGUGGUGUUUUCUGGUCCCUUUCAGAAAACAUGGCAGGAACUGCCGACCAUUGCCACGGAGGGGGAAUGGAUGACUCCGCUGAAGCGUCUGGCACAGCUGACUCUGCGCAUGCUCCACGCCGCUCCCUCGUCGACGAUGCCGGCGUUUGCGAUGCGUCCUUUGCUGGAGCUGUUGGGAUUCCUCACGGGCCUAAUACCCAAGGAAGUGGCACGAUCCGCCCGAGGAUACUAUACUGUCAUGGCCCACCUCACCCAGAAUGUGGAGGGCAUCUCCCGCAGGUUCGCUCUGUCUACGGAGGAUCUAGUGCAAAGCGUGCUGGCUCUGUUGCGACCGAUCACGUCGGAGACUCUCACGGCCUAUGAAUGGUUUGCCAGGAGCUACCUGACUAUCCCCGACCUGAUGACCCAUCUCAAGUCGCUGGAUGACCUGGCAAACAACAUCAAUUACAAACUGCUUACGUCCGCCCUGGGACCUCUGCAGUCGCAGUUCAGAGAGCGGCCCCAUGACUCGGACGAUGUAGAGUCCCGCCUCUGGCUGCUUGCCCACUUCAUUUUCUUCCACCGAUAUGCUCUGGGCGGCCAAGCCGGACUUCAAGCCCCAGAACCCGGUUUUGUUCGAGUGGUGUCUGAACUGCUGAAUUCCACGGCUGUGCAUAUCUCGCGGCGAUUGGACAAUGAAGAUGCCUCCGAGCUUGAUGAUUCCCCCCAGAGAGCUCCAUUGCACCCAUUUGUCAAGGACCAGCUUGUCAGCCUUGUCAACCAGACGAGCAUCACCGGCCUCCUUUCGCAGCUUCAGUCUACGCAUCUAUCCCAAGGGGAUCUGGCUGACGUACAGUCGGACGCUUCGCGGGAGGCCAAGAUCCUGGCCACGUAUGCUUUAACCCUUCUGCGAGUGUUUCCCCGUCGCGGUGACGAUAUCCGCAUGUGGCUAUACUUGGGGUCCGCCAAUUCGAGCGACCAAGUCGGGGGUCUCUCGGGAUCGCGAAUCCCUGCCAUCAAAUACUUCUGGCAUGCAUCUCGGUCUAGUAGGAUAUUUGCAUCUAUCAGCCACGACUCGACAAAAGUCUUGCCCCUGUUGAAGCCUGCCGCGGACUCGACCGAUGCUAGGUUGUCGGCCAUUUCUCAGGAUGAGAGAGACGAGGAAUGGACUAUCAUUCUACUCUUCCUCGAAUUAUAUACGUUUGUUCUCAAAGUGAUGGACGACGAGGAGUUCUUUUCGAGCGAGUCGUCGUUUACUGCCUCUUCGAACACGCGCGUGUCCUGGACCAAGGAGAGUGCCCUCCCACUCCACGAUAUUAAGGACAUGACGGUGUUUCUCAAGAACCUGGCGUUUACUUUGUAUUGGAACUCGGCGGACUUGAAUGAGCAUGAACCCACCCAGGAACCCGGCAGUAUUCGCAGUUACUUCAGCUCUUUAGUUCCGCCCUCCGAUUCCAUCACAAGUGUUCGGGAUCUGGAAAUGAAGAACAAAGAGAAGGGUCUGGCAGGAGUGACUGGCAUUCCGCUUGAUUAUUUCAAGGGCCUAGUCACGGGUCUACUGAGAAUGAUUCAUGAGCGUGAUUCGAGACGUAAAUUCCUUCCCGACGGGCAUUGGCUGAUGACGAAUCGCUUUGACAUGGAGGGAUUCAUCCCCGCCGUCGUUGCCGAAGAAGAGAACAGACACCAGCUUCAGGACGAGGAUGACGAGGAUGAGCCGGACGACUUGAUGGGUGACUCCCUCUACGAGCCUUCCCCGGGACUGAUCGGUACCGGUCGCGCCCAGCAAACUCGUCGGAUUGAGGCCCUGCGACGGCGCCAGCAGCAGGCUACUCGGAGAAAGCAACUGGAGGCCGUAGCCCCGAGACUGGAGAUCCUGAGGAACAUGCCUUUCUUCAUUCCUUUUGCCACCCGAGUUCAGAUAUUCCGAGAGUUUAUCUUUCGGGAUCAAAUGCGUAGGCGACAAGGCUUCAUUGAUCCGGAUUCGUGGCGCAUGUCCGUGGCCCAAGCAUCUAUGGGCCGCAUGAUCGACGGGCGUCCUGCCGUGCAGGAUAUCUUGGGUCGGCAUCAUGCGAACAUCCGACGCGAGCGCGUGUUUGACGACGCCUUUGACCAGUUUUACGAGUUAGGCGAGGGUCUCAAGGAGCCGAUCCAGAUUACGUUCAUCGACAAGUUCAACACGACCGAGGCGGGAAUCGACGGCGGCGGCGUAACGAAAGAAUUUCUCACCAGCGUAACCAACGAGGCUUUCAAAUCCACGAGUGCACUCACGCUGUUUGAAGAGAAUGAUCAGCACCUGCUCUACCCAAACCCGGCCGCCGUUGAGCAGCGCAGAGAGCUCCUGAGACGCACCGGCUUCAUCGAAAACAGCGCGGAAUGGAGUGAUCAGGUUCGUGAUCUGCUCCGACGGUAUGAAUUCCUGGGCCGGGUCAUCGGGAAGUGUCUCUACGAGGGCAUCUUGGUUGAUGUCAAUUUCGCGUCAUUCUUUCUCCUGAAAUGGGCCCUGACCGGCGGCACGGGGUCGGCACAGAAGGAGACAGCCUACCGCGCCAAUCUCAACGACCUGAAGGAUUUGGACCAGGGGCUUUACCAGGGAUUGCUGCAAUUGAAAAACUACCCCGGAGAUGUGGAAGACUUCUCCCUGAACUUCACGGUCAGCGACACAAUUUCUCUGCCAGAUUCGACCAGUCGCACCAUCACGAGAGAUCUGAAAAGCCACGGAUCCGAUAUUCCCGUGACGAAUCAAAACCGGCUCGUGUAUAUUUCCUACAUCGCCCGGUACCGUCUUCAGGUGCAACCGGCUCUCCAAACCAAUGCCUUCCUUCAAGGUCUGGGCCAGGUCAUCCAGCCCUCGUGGCUAUCCAUGUUCAACCAGUCGGAACUACAGACGCUGGUUAGCGGCGAGUCGGGGGACAUCGACGUCUCGGACCUCCGACGCCACACGCUGUACGGCGGGGUAUACACCAUCGGCGACGAUAAAGAAGAGCACCCGACGGUCAAACUGUUCUGGGAGGUCAUGGAGAAGAUGACCAACGAGGAACGGCAGAAAGUGCUACGCUUCGUGACGUCCACGCCUCGGGCCCCGUUGCUAGGAUUCGGACAUCUCAACCCGCGGUUCAGCAUCCGCGACUCCAGCGAGGAUCAGGAACGACUGCCCAGUACGAGUACGUGUGUAAACCUUCUCAAGCUCCCUCGUUAUAGCAGCGCCAUCACACUGCGGGAGAAGCUUCUCUACGCGGUCAACUCGGGGGCGGGAUUUGAUUUGAGUUGAAACUGAGCGGGUGGGAGGGGGACAUGGAUGGCACAUAGAACUGGAGGGAAUGCAAGGGAUUUUGAUUUUAGAAUGAGGCGAACCCUCCGAAGUGCAUAGCCGAGGCGCCAUUUGGGGAGGUGUCUGUCUGUCUGUAACUUG
Messenger RNA from Aspergillus steynii IBT 23096, 3972 nucleotides. RefSeq names its product HECT-type E3 ubiquitin-protein ligase. The transcript has 2 exons. The record is from RefSeq and is a predicted model, not a curated record. Gene Ontology annotation, biological process: ubiquitin-dependent protein catabolic process; protein polyubiquitination. Lineage: Eukaryota; Fungi; Ascomycota; Eurotiomycetes; Eurotiales; Aspergillaceae. Gene Ontology annotation, molecular function: ubiquitin protein ligase activity; protein binding. Bases 145 to 3831 code for a protein of 1228 amino acids.